Messenger RNA from Brenthis ino (lesser marbled fritillary), 252 nucleotides. Lineage: Eukaryota; Metazoa; Arthropoda; Insecta; Lepidoptera; Nymphalidae. The record is from the annotation of a GenBank genome assembly.
AUGAAACUUAAAGAUAAACAAGAAUUCGUGUCGCGUCCCACACACCGGGCCGGGGAGCGCGGCCGUCCAUUGAGGAGAGCAUUAGUGCUCGCUAUAAAAUACUCAUUUAAUCGUCACUAUCCCGACAUCGGCACCUCACAUCGACACAUUCUAGUGCAGGCUUUACCCGAACCUUAUCAGAUGUUAUCUAUAUAUUUAUUGGAACAUCAAGCUCGAGCAGGCCGUCGUCAAGCAGCGGACGGCCGGCCGGUG